This is a messenger RNA of Larimichthys crocea (large yellow croaker), 10725 nucleotides long. RefSeq names its product homeobox-containing protein 1. Gene Ontology annotation, biological process: positive regulation of DNA-templated transcription. The coding region runs from base 342 to 1886 and encodes 514 amino acids. The transcript is spliced from 10 exons. Gene Ontology annotation, cellular component: nucleus. Gene Ontology annotation, molecular function: double-stranded telomeric DNA binding. Lineage: Eukaryota; Metazoa; Chordata; Actinopteri; Sciaenidae. The record is from RefSeq and is a predicted model, not a curated record.
UCUUGAACACCAUAAAACUACCAAAACUAGGCCAGCACUGCGUGGAUGUUGCAUUGUUUUAUUUCAGUUCGCAGCCAGAUGUGCCUCACAAAGUGGCACCUUCCAGCGAGUACAGUAAGUUCUGUAAACUGCGACUCCCGUCGUUCCUUGCGUCAUUGUGUCAACAUGGCGCCUGUCUGCCGGACAAAAGGCGAAUCUGUCUGACGGAGGAUUGAAACCCAAUUAGAAACAGAGGAGACAUUUUGGGAAAACUGUCAGCGUCCGUGUGUCCUGGCGCCCCAAGGCGAUACAUAUAUGGUAAAAGAAACAUCUGUGGAGGCUCUUAGACUGGAAUAUUAAGGAUGUUCCAGCAGUGUGAGGAGCCUCGUUUCACCAUCGAGCAGAUUGACCUCCUCCAGAGGCUAAGGAGGACAGGAAUCACACAGGCGGAGGUCCUCCACGCCCUGGACACCCUGGACCACCUGGACCGGAAACAUGGACACAAGUUGCCCCAUAAACCUUCCUACAUGCCUCCCUCGUCUUCCUUGUCUUCUUCUAGCACCGCCGCCGCCUCUUCUUCUAUGACUUCCACCGCCACUCAGACAACUUUCCCUGACAACCGGCUCUCACUGUCGCCUAACAACAACUUCGACACCACCUCCCCACCUCUACCAAUGCCAGUAGCCUCACCUGUAGCCAUCGCAGGCGUAGCUCAGAACGGUCUAGUCGCUGUCACCAAUGGGAAGCUCUCGCCGCCCCGGUUUCCUCUUGGUGUAGUUAGUGGUAGUGUGACGGCACCGGGCUACGGGUUUGAGACCAGUGAAGAGGACAUAGAUGUUGAUGACAAGGUGGAGGACUUGAUGAGGAGGGACAGUGCUGUGAUCAAAGAGGAGAUUAAGUCCUUCCUGGCCAACAGGCGAAUCUCCCAGGCUGUGGUCGCUCAGGUAACAGGGAUCAGCCAGAGUCGGAUCUCCCACUGGCUCCUGCAGCAGGGAUCAGACCUCAGCGAGCAGAAGAAACGAGCCUUCUUCCGAUGGUACCAGCUGGAGAAGACUAAUCCUGGUGCUACUCUUGCCAUGCGAGCCGCCCCAUUGGCUCUAGACGACAUGAUGGAUUGGCACCAAGCCCCGCCUACCUUUGGUUCUGCCCCCACGGGCUUCCGUCUGCGGCGAGGGAGCAGGUUCACCUGGAGGAAGGAGUGUUUGGCUGUUAUGGAGAGCUACUUUAGUGAUAACCAGUACCCCGAUGAGGCCAAGAGGGAGGAGAUUGCCACUGCCUGCAACGCUGUCAUUCAGAAACCAGGGAAGAAGCUGUCUGAUUUGGAGAGGGUAACAUCUCUGAAAGUCUACAACUGGUUUGCCAACCGCCGCAAAGACAUCAAGAGACGCGCCAACAUUGAAGCAGCCAUCUUGGAGAGCCACGGCAUCGAGGUUCAGAGUCCAGGAGGUCAGUCCAACAGCGACGAGGUGGACGGCAACGACUUCCCCGACCAGGGCUGCGAGGUGUCUUUAUUUGACAAGAGAGCUUCAACCAGGCAAUUUGGUUUCAGUCGAGCUGACCUGUCCUCUCCGACCCAGGUUCCCACGCUGCUCCCCAGCUGGUUUUCCACCCUGGGUAGAGGGGCCUUGUCUGGACAGAGGGGCACUUCUCUGAUCGGCCGCUCCCUAGUGUCAGUGGUGGGCCCUCAGGCGGAGGGUUCCAGAUUGUCAGGCGUGUCCUGGUCUCCGCCCUCACCCUCCCUCCAGGACGAACCCACCAUCCACAGCGCGCUGUCCGAGCCCCAGGACCAAAUCGGCUUGGAGAAGGCGGCUGUCGACCACAGCAACCAAGCCCUAGCCAAUCAGGUGGAUGGAGCAAGGUGCAGUAUGGGGAAUGACAUCAAGACGGAAACGCUGGAGGACGACUGAAGGAGGGCAGUGGAUAUUAGAUUUGUCGGAGUAGUGAAUGGCAUAAGAUCAGAGGUGUGUUAAUAUGCAAGCAGAUGUUAUAGGAAUGUAAUAAGUGAAAAAAAAAAGACCAAAAGUCGUGUAAACUCCAACCCUGAGAUACCUCCCAACCCUACCUCCAACCACCAACCUACUCUGCUACGCUCUUAUAGGUAUUGCUAGUAUAUUAUAAUAAUGAUGAUAAUAAUUAUACACUUUUAUUUGUUUUAUUUUAAGUGCACCACAGCACACUAUGAAAAUGCCUGAAUGAAAACAAAUCAAACAAAGAAAGUGACACAGUAAAAACAACACACAGUAGCAAUGUGUAUUAUUAUUAUUAUUAUUAUUAUUGUUGAUUUGUUUUAUUUAGGCAUUUUUAAUCUUCCAUAGCAGACUGUCUAACAGGACAGGAUGUGCAGAUUUCUUUGGAAACUGCAUUUUUCACAGCAGGACAACACUGUAUUUGACACGAGGUUCAAAUAGUUUCAGGGUCUUGUACUGUGAUCACAACACAACUGAACAGCCUCAAAAGAUAAAAUACCUGAAUUUGAAAGUUAAGUUCAUUAUAACUGUUUUUAAAAUGACUGUAGCACAUUUCAUCAUCAGUUUAUCUUAUUUCAAAUUGUUUUGUUGUUAAUUCCUUCCAGUGAGAAGAACAGCAGAACAAGCUCAGUUUCCUCAAGGUCACGGCUCGUUGAUAUUUCUGCGAGCCUAAGAUGAUUUAAAAAAUGUAAAAGAGAGAAAGAAUAACCUACUCGUCCUUACCCUGCCCUGGUAAAAUAAGCUCAAUAUAUGGAAGAAAAGAAAGGUCAUUGUGAUUUUAAAUUUUGUGAGCAACUGAAAACAGCUUGAAUUAGUUUCAUUUGAAAAUUAACUAAUUAUGUGGUUAAAUUCUCCUCCAGUAAUUAAUAUCAAGUUCUUUAAUUUCAUUUAAUUUCAAACGUCAAAACCUGGCACCGUGAAUUUAUUUGGAUAAUGUGACUGACAGACCAUUAUCUGAUGGGCCAGACAUCAGAUUUAUUUUAUCACUGCUAAUUUGGUGUCCCAAAUACUCAAAUGUAUUUUUUUUUUUACCUUGAAUCUUGAUUUUAAUGUCUGAAUUUCACCAAUUCACAAUGAAGAACUUGAUUUUGUUUUUUUUAUUAUUUCAUAUUAUACUUAAUUUUAAACACCAUUCAGUGGCAUAUAAAUAUCAACAGUAAGUAUUCAGUAGAUAAUUCACAAUUGGGUGUUCAGUUGCUUGCAAGAUUCAAAUCCUCACAUCCUCUCUUUGCUUCCAUAUUAAUAACAAGUAAUUAAAAGAAAAAGAAAAAAGAAAAGAAAGCGACACAUUUGUACAAAAACUAAAAACCCAGACGUCCAGGUGACCGAGUGUUAUUCAUUUUGUGCAGAAUGAAUGAAUCACUGUGAGAUGAUCUGUAAUUACUACAGAUCAGUUGGGAGGUAUUCAACAGUGUAACAAACUGUUAUUACAUACUAUUAAAGAAUAAAGUGAAUACAUACAUACCACGUGUAUGUAUGCAUACACACGCAUAUAUAUAUAUACAGUAUAUUAUACAAACUGUGGCGGUACAUAUUUAUAUAUAUGUACCGGAUCCAUUUCUAUUUACAGUAUAUAGACGUAUUAGCUUCAAAUGAGAGAAACUGUCAGUAUGAGUCUUUAUUGUUGGUGAAAGGUGAGUGAAGCAUUAGCCAAAGUAUUAAGUUUAAAUUUGGUGUAGUGUCUGAGUGUAUGAUAGUCACGGGUGGAACUAUGUAUUAGAGAUAUGCUAAUCAAAGAUGCAUCAGAUGUGUCAAAUUAUUGCAAGCAAAAUGCAUUUCAUUUUUUAAUUUUUUUUGAAUUUUUUUUUUAGGUAUAUCUGUGUUUGUGCUCGACAUGCCAUGUGUUCUAAACACAUACAGUCAUGUUUAAAAUUGUGUUUUCAUUCUAAAUGAAACUUUAUUGGAUCAAUAUCAUGGUGCUUAGAGUCCCUGCUGUUGAAACAGCGCGAAUAACAGACCAGAGAGGCAGUAAGAGAAAAAAAAUGUAUCUGAGAAAGCUGAUUUUUUUAUUUUUUAUUUUUUUUCCUGAGAAAGCUAAUAGUUAAUCUUUUAGUGAGCGAGUGGGAAACAACCACAGCAAGAAGUGUUAUUUAGCUGAGAAAUAAAUAUUUGAUCAAACUACUCGCACGAAAUAUUUAUCCCUGUAUAGCCGUUGUAGAAGACCAACUGUUUUCUGCCUUUGUUAAUCUCACAGGGAAUUUUCUUUUUGUUUCUUUUAUUUCUGAUUUUGCCCUUUUUAAGACGUUUGGGCUUAAAGAUAGUCUGACAUCGGGUUGGCUGAGAAACAUUCAUUUUACCAGCGUUUUCUUUUAAUUUGAAAGAAUACUCGCUAUGAGUCAAUUCCUAAGAUAUAUAUAUUUUUUCUAUUUCUUUUCCUUUGUUUGGGUAAAGUUGGAGAUGUGUGCAUCUUAAUAACAGCACAACAAACAAAGCACUGACCCAUUAGCCCACUUUUUUAUAAAGUUGUUGCCUGUUUACGCAUCACACAGACACAGAGCAACUUUAGCAUUAAAUUUAAUAUUGACUUUAAAUCCAAUAUCGACUCUUCUUUUAGCUCUGUUUAGGUCUCCACUAACCCCUGAGGUAAAUAUGUGGCUCUUAACGUCCCACUACGUUCACCAGCUAUUUGUUUAUUUGCUGUUCAGUGCUAGUCAGGUAUUGUACAGCAAGUUAGUAAAUAAGUGACACUAAACACUUGUUCAAAAGUAAAAAAUACUAGAGUCUGGUGUAUCAAUUAUUCAGUUUUCCAGCCAUCCAGAGUCAUGUCAGUAAUGUUACAUUAUUUUUUGUUCAACACAUGAAAUAUACUGUUUUUAAGUUGAAGUGCCUUAUUUUUUUGCAGUGUACUAACACAGUAUCAGUGCACAAAGAUGGACUUCUACAACGGCUGUUCAUACAUCACUGUAUCAGAAAUAAUGCAAGAAAGCUAAACACAUGAUGUUCUGUAACAGCCCACACUCACGUGGCUUCGUUCAGAUCGGUUCAUCAUUGUUCAUCACCAGGUGCUUUACAGGCUAAGCUACUAGUUCAGAGUUUAAAAAAAAACUCAACACAAAUACCUCACUUUACCCCCCGCAGCUAUAAGCUACACACCCCCCCCCAGGUUUUUCCACAGCUGCUUCAAUGUGAAUCAAAGUUUAGACAGUCGAGAGUAAAAAGUAACUGUAGAGCUGAUUUUAUUCGGAGGAGACUGACAGCAAACUGUGACGAGGCUGUAAAGACGGUUCACUAGCUGAUCAGGGACAACAGAGAUGUCAGUGUCCUUUUUCUUCUUCUUUUUUCAAAAGGGAAAUUUCUUCUUGAACUCGAGCCAAUAAAUAUUAAGUUUGAAAGUAAAGGGAAAUUCCACUUCAAAAAAAUGUAUUCAUUCAUAAGCUCCUGCCUCCACCAGAGUCCAUUGAAUGCUUCUAAAACACGUUUCCCGCUCGGCCUGGUGGAAUACUAACACAACUCGUCAGUGUUUGUGUUGGAGAAUUUAAGUUUUGUGGUGGAAUGUCUCUUUAAUCGUACGGCAGCAGAGCUGUCCCGGGUGUCUUUGCUUUAUGACAUUAGUCACUUCUGUAGCUUUCUGUCAUCUGUUUGAAUUAUUUACACCAAAAUAUCAACAUAUACUAUCCCACUGUGGGUUAGAAAAUGUUUGUUUUUUUUAUUUACUAUUAUUAUUAUUUUCUUUCAAAUCUGCUAAGCAGAAGCCUUUCUGACGUGAAUCUGUGGAUUCAUUGAAGACAACAUGCUUUUGAGAUUAUUUCAGGGUUUUAAAAUUGUUUCAUUCAUGGUCCUCUCAUGAAGAUGGACCCCUGAAGCAGCAAAUUGAUGUGAAGUGAAAAAAGUAGUUUAUUAGUGUAAUUUUUUUUGUUUGUUUGUUUUAGUCAUUUUGGAGCCAAAAAAGUCUGAGAGUUAAAAAAAUGAGGAACAAAAAAACAAUGAACAGAAACUAAAUUGGAGAUUGCUGUCUCAGUCUUAUUGUGUAAAAUAGUUAUUUUUUGUACCAUGGCUCGGUUCAAACGUGAAGCACACUAACUUCUCAGUUUUCACCUCAGACAAGCUUGUUAAGAUGCUUCAGAUUUACCUCCUCUGACACUUCAAUGUGGAACAGAUCAUCAAUACGAGCCAAAAUAACUACUUCAUGAACUGAUUUCACGACAGCAAUCUCUAAAUUUCUUCAUUUUGCUCUCAGCGCUUGACCCUAAAUUGGCUCCGUACUUUUUAUUUACGACAAUCACAGUGCCAGAAAGUAAAGUGUGUUUUCAUAUUAUUAUUAUAAUCAACUUGAAAAGCAUAGUAAGUGAAAAUUGUCAUGAAAAAAGAACCACAGUGAUACCAGUUUUCCCCAUAAACAUGACAUAGAACGCCUUCGCUCUUCCAGUUAUAUUCAGCACUGUGUCAGACUGCCCAUGUGCACUUUGUUUCUGACCGCAGCGACGGCAGCAUGUUGUCUUUUUGUCGGCUUCACUCUUCCUUCGCUGGUUCUUCACGGGAACAAAGCAGCUCUCGGAUCAGAUCCUGUUUUACACCUGGAAUACCUCACUGGCCCUUUUGAUGUAAUAAGGUUGUAGCAGCAUCUGAUCUGAGGCCUGCUGUGUGAACAAAGAGAAAGCAUGUGGGAUCUGGUUGUCUCUUACCUUUUGUCAAUGUGGUGAAUACAUGAGAUGCAGUAUGACAUUUGAAGAGUUAUAUUCCAAAAUGCUGUCUUUUAUUAUUAUUUAGGUGGGAAGAGUCAACAUAAAAUGUAGAUGUUCCAUUCUUAAUAUUCUCCUUUAAUCAGCCAAUGACUGUAAAUACUACUUUUAAAAAAAAGACCAUCUGGUUCAAACAUUUUAUCAGUCAUGUAAAAAAAUGUUUUUGUUUUUAUUAAAAAAAAAAGAAACCUGAGCGGUCACCAUUUCAUUUUGGCAAUAAACUCUUCAAUAAUUCUCGAUCGAAUGAAAAAUCUCAAACCUCAGCAGGACGUUUGUUGUAUCGGUUUGAACUGAGUUUUAUCCUCUCUCGUUCCUCUCUAUUUCAAGAUUUAGUGCCUUUUUUGGACAGUAGACUGUUCUGUAAUCGCUGUGUAGAAAAUCUACAUAUGCCUUUUGUUACUUUUUCAUCUGUUGGAUAAACCUUAUUUGUUAUUUUUAAGGUGUGUUUUUAUUGAUAUUCUAUUUACAAGGGAAUAAAAACUGAUCAGAGUCCAUGUGGUGUGUCCUGGUUUGUUUUGUCUGUAAGCCAACGUGUACAGUAAGCACUAACACAGCCUGGGCAGGUGGGUGGAGGGGUUUCUGUUCCAACCACAUCCAACUGUGCACAGUAAAUGUGUAUGAAGUCUUAGAAAUUAUAUUUUUUUAAAACAAAUUGUAUUCUGGCACGUGUUAAAAUAGAUGAAUGAAUGGCAGCUCCAUUCACUCAAUGAAGACUGCAAGAGCCUCAAGGCUCGGUUAAGUUUUUCUCUCAAACAUUAAAUAUUCACAGCCUAAUAAGAAUCAGACAAAGAAUAAAAUCAAAUCCUUUAAUUAACAGACUUGUUUCAUUGGGACCAUAUAGGUGUGGUGUGAUCAGGGUCGUCAUCAGCAAAUAUUGCUGAGACUAAAACACAACUCAUGUAUGAAAUAACCCGAACUGUUCAUUUUAUUUUGAUUGUUUUGAGUUCAUUUAGAUCUGCAUCACUCGCAGUGAGACUGAUUUUUACAUUGUGGAACAUUUAGGAGCAUCUAUUGGCAGAAAUGGAAUAAAAGUCAUAACUAUGUUUUCAUUAGUGUAUAAUCUGUUAAUUACCUUUUGAAUGAGCCUCGUCCACAAAAUCGGCUGUUACUACAGUAGCCUAGAACAGACAAACCAAACACUGGUACAUACUUUCAGAUCAGGGGUUCAGCAGUCUGUGAGCUCACCACUACAUGCCCACACAGUGGACCUUUUUAAAGGGCUCAGAAAAAAAAAAUCCAUAUUAGCGGUUCAGCCUUCAAUAAAUAGUAUGUAACUUAUGCAUGUCAGAAGUAGUCAUUGAAUUCAGGGCCACUGAUCAGCUUGUUUCAGAGCUUUCAAAUAUAUCACAAUCUUUGGCAGGAAGAGUUUGCAAGACGAUGACCGCUGGCAAAACAAUGAGGUACUGGGGUUGUCAACAGAUCUAUCUCCAUGACAACUGAGGAAACUUCAUCCGCUGAUAAAGAUGUGAAGUAAGUUUGAAGCCCCAGAACAAGUAACUAGUAAUUUUUAUGUCAAUAGAGUCGGGGAUAAAAUGUGGUUACCUCUUCAGAAUGUAUGUUUAUACUUCACUAAUAUUAGUUAGCAGUUUUUGGUAAAACAAAUCUGCAUUAUUACACAACAUGGUGUGAGUCUGCACAUUUCUUUGACCAUUAAAUCAGUUUGGUACAAAUAAAGAACAAAUACUCUGUUAAUCUUCCUCUUUUUUUAUUAUUAUUUUUUCUUACCAGAUUACUGUUCAGAUGAUAAAAAAAAUGAAAAUUAUAAAUGUAUUAUAAUACAUGUUUAUUCUUUGGAUUGCAGCAUAGAAUUACAUAAAACAAAAUUAAAUUAAUCAAAACCCAAACUUGUGCUCAGAUUUUUUCUUUUUAUAAGUCUUAAUAUGCGCAUAUAUACACACACACACACACACACAUACAUACACAGAUCAACCACUCCAAUGGUGCACUCACACAUACAAAUGACACAUCAAGACAAAACCUGCUCCAUCGAAUCAACAGUAGCAACAAACAACUGAUAAUGAUUAGAUAGGAUGAUAUAGUAAUACUGUUGACCAGGCCGAGGCCACAUUAAACCCAUGUUGGAUUAUUAAAAAUGUUUUCUCCAGCGUGUGAAGGCUUACAGGGACUGGAGGGGCUUUUUUGCAGGAGUAACAAGGUUCUACUAAAACUCCCUGACUUAGCAAGCACCAAGCCCUCUCCUUAAGCUCCUAUCAACCUUCCAUUAUUACACAGCUCUGUUAAAUAUGGCUGCUGGUACCUAGGAAAUAUUAACGCAACAUUGUACUGAUACCAACUGCCUUUUAAAAUAUACCAAGAGGAGAAGUUGUAUCUGAAUGUUCCUGGAAAGCGGACCCAGCUGUACAAAUUACAGGUCACUGCCAAAAAACUGCAACAGAAAAAAAAGAAGAAAAAAGACUGUGCACCUGCAACAAAGCUGCAAUGCAUCACCUGACAGUCAAGUAUUGCUCGUUUGUGUGGUUUAUUCUAAUAUUUCAGAACACACAAGAGGUGAACUGGAUUUCAGCCAGUUCAGUCGUGAAGCAGGUAAAACUCUGUCAGCUGAAAGGCCUCGGAGGAGGAGGAGGAGGAGGGGGAAAGGAAGUUGGCAGAACACUGGACAGGCGAGAAAGAGGUAGUAAAAAAGGUGAACGCUCACGACCGAGGCAGUUUAAUAUGUUUUAGUGCUGGCGAAAAAUACAAAAAUCAAGCUCAAUCCAUUGCUUUUUCUCAAACAGAACGCGAUCUCUGGCUGGUAGUGUGACGAUCCCGAGGAGGCAGAAGCUGUCGGGGGCAUGCUGCUGUAGGGCAGUGGUGAGUUGUAAAUUCAUUCGCUUUGAUGGUUUUCUUGUCGUAUAUAUAAAAUUCCCUGUGUGGGAAUCUUUUCUGACUGAGGUGUGACAGCAGCCUCUGGGAGACAACAUGAUGACUUUCCCUCCAGUAAGGCAGCGAUACAGGAGGGUUGGAUCAGUGGAAAUCUUUAGAAAUCCCUCUGAGGUCUUCAAAACCUGACAGCAUCUGUGACCAAAGGAUCUUUUCUACUCAACGUGUCGAUAUUAAUCUGGAGAUGGACUUACUCAUCAUGUUUUUAUGCCUUUUUAAAUUGUAAACCAGACUAUUUCGGAAUGACUCUCUUCCAUAGCACAGUACGCUGAGUGUUUAGAGUACAGCACGUCUGGGUAAGAGAGAGCUGAGAUUGUUCCUGCUAAAACCAGUCUGGAUCCAGAUUGAAGGCGACGUUAAGGCGGGGCACCAUGUUGCUCCAGACCAGUGAUCCCAUAGUUAGCACAGAGCUACAGGAAAUGCAACAGGAGGUGAAUGCAAUAAAGAUAUGGGACCAAUGGGUAUCUGAGCAAAACAAAAGCACUUAGAAAAGACUCAUUCAGAUCAAUAAGCAGUCUAAAAUAUGACUGGACACAAAUCAGGUUAAUAAAAACAGAACUGAAUGUGUUUUUUUAUGGUUGAUUCAGCCGCAGAAAUAACACUGCUGGCUUCGCUCUAAUCUCUUUAGUUACGACUAAUUCUAGUUUUCUGUGGAAAAUAAUUGAUACACCAGACUCUAGUAUUCUGUGGAUCGCGUGCAUCACGCAGCCCGCGAGCUGCACCCCACAUGUUCUACUAAAAUAACAGAUUUGACGCUGCAAACUGCGUGGAGAGUUAAAGAUGAGGAUGUGUGCGAGAAAAAAAAGAGACAUUUAUUACCACCAUGUUUGAGCUUGGCUCUGCUGUCAUGUUAAAUAAUAGCUCCCAAAUUAACCAAAUUUCAUCUUUUUUUUAACAGAAAAUUGAGUCGAGUGAAGGAAUGUAGCUCAAGAAUAUUGCUCCAAAAACUGAAACUCAAAGCAGAGAAUUCAAAUUUCAGUACAAUUUAAAGAGCAUCAGGAAACUUGAGAACACUUGAAUCGUUAAAAUAAACAAAAAAACAUUUUGUAUUUUCUUCCUACAUAUACAAGCGUUCCAGAAAUGAACUCUUCGAUUCCCUCUGGAGACUUCUGUGCAAAUGAAUUGAAGCACUGAUAUGAAAACAGUGUGUGGAAGAUAGAUAGAUAGAUGGUCAUAUGAUUUCUGAGGCACAAUAACGUAAAAAAAAAAAAAAAAAAAAA